AUGUCGCACACCACCGUCAAAGCCGCUAACUGGAGAUUGGUCGAAGUUGGCCGCAUCGUCCUCGUCAACAACACCGAGCUUGCCACCAUCGUCGAAAUCAUCGACCAAAAGCGCGUCCUCAUCGACGGCCCCAAGAUCGCCCGCCAGGCGAUCUCGCUCGCCCGGGUCACCUUGACCCCCUUGGUGAUCAAGGUCCCCAAGGGCGCCAGAACCGGCACCGUGCACAAGAGAUGGGCCGCCUCGGGCGUCGACGCCAAGUGGGCCGCCACCUCGUGGGCCAAGAAGUUGGCCUCGAGACAACGCCGCGCUGAGUUGCUGGACUUUGAAAGAUUCCAAGUCAUGGUGUUGAAGAAGCAACGCAGAUACAACGUGAAGAAGGCUCUUGCUAAGGCCUAA
Molecule: messenger RNA, 396 nt
Organism: Diutina rugosa
Lineage: Eukaryota; Fungi; Ascomycota; Pichiomycetes; Serinales; Debaryomycetaceae
Gene: RPL14
Product: 60S ribosomal protein eL14
Exons: 1
Coding region: 1-396 (131 amino acids)
Biological process (GO): ribosomal large subunit biogenesis; translation
Cellular component (GO): ribosome; cytosolic large ribosomal subunit
Molecular function (GO): RNA binding; structural constituent of ribosome
Source: RefSeq, a predicted model, not a curated record